Messenger RNA from Pelobates fuscus (common spadefoot toad), 3093 nucleotides. It is a transcript of the gene MOGS, whose product is annotated as mannosyl-oligosaccharide glucosidase. Gene Ontology annotation, biological process: oligosaccharide metabolic process; protein N-linked glycosylation. The record is from RefSeq and is a predicted model, not a curated record. Gene Ontology annotation, cellular component: endoplasmic reticulum membrane. Gene Ontology annotation, molecular function: Glc3Man9GlcNAc2 oligosaccharide glucosidase activity. The transcript has 5 exons. Bases 76 to 2547 code for a protein of 823 amino acids. NCBI's taxonomy places the organism in Eukaryota, Metazoa, Chordata, Amphibia, Anura, Pelobatidae.
AGAGCCAGGCUGUGAUUGGCCGAGAGCGGGGAACCGCCCCCACCCGGAAAUCUGCUGACACCAGGUUAGAACAUCAUGCGGGAGCGCAGGCGUCACGGUGGAGGGGGUGAAGCACAUCCGGCUUCCCGUCCCAGAAAAGCCGCCCCUCCGUCUCGCUAUUGGAAUUACAUUAUAUUGCUGGCUGCCAUGUGCUGCGCUGCAGGCCUGGGUGCCUUUGCAUACAGCACUUAUCAGGGUUGGAGACUGGCGUUUAGAGUGGCAAACUUGCACCCUGCGCCCUCUGUCUUCCCUCCUAACAGCAGCUCCCCUGACAUGUUUUGGGGGUCAUACAGGCCACAGGUCUACUUUGGCAUGAAGACUCGCAGUCCUCGAUCAGUGGUCACAGGCAUGAUGUGGAUAACUCAGUCCCGAUCGCCAUCUCUCCGACACACUUGCGAGCAGAGUGAUGGGCUGUCUCAGUACGGGUGGCUGAUGCAUGAUGGGGUUAAUUUUGGAACUCAAGAAAUAAAAGAUAAGGGGUACACCCUGAAAACUGAGUUUGUGAAGAGACAAGGAGGUCUUCAUGGGGGUGACUGGAGUUGGAGAAUUACAGUGACUCCUCAGGCCUCAGCUCCCCCUGGACAGCUGGUCUCCCUCCUGUUUUACGUUGCCACAGACGGACAAGGAUCACUGUUUCCACAUGUAGAAGGAAAGGAGCGUUUAACUCACGUGACUGGUACAUCUGAGGAGUUGGGACGAUUCACAAUUCGAUUUCCUAUGCCAGAGGCAGGAGGUGGUCACGUCAGUUACAAUCAUCUCUCGACAAUGUGUCCUGGUAUCCAUGUCUUGACGGAUGUUGUACGGAGCAGUCUGAGAAACAACUUAAUUCACCUUCUGUCAGCUGGGGAUUCCACCACUGGCACCAAGAGACAUUACUUGGGUCUAGAUACCUACCGUCCACCCCCAACACCUCCCGGCUCCCAGCCUGCCCCUUCUAACUCACAGCUUAUAAUUCACCAGGUCACUUUUCAGCUUCCCUUCCAAGUGGAAGUCUUAUUUGAGUCAGACAGCUUUCUCCAACGCCCAGGUCCACUUUCUGGGAGUGCUCUAAGUGACUUACUGGAGAUUCAUCGCAUGAAAAUGACCGAGCGGUUCAGGAGAAUUUUCAAACUGGAGGAGAAAGGAUUCAUUCCAGACCAGGUUGCGUUUGCACAAGCUGCCCUAUCAAAUAUGCUGGGUGGAAUGGGCUACUUCUACGGCAGUUCACUAGUCCAGUCUCUGUACAAUCCUGAACCUUUGCAGUACCCACAAGCACCACUCUACACUGCAGUCCCUUCUCGAUCUUUCUUUCCUCGAGGCUUCCUUUGGGAUGAAGGGUUUCACCUGCUGUUGAUUGCUCGCUGGAACACCUCUCUAGCAUGGCAGUCUUUGGCUCAUUGGUUAGACCUAAUGAAUGUGGAUGGAUGGAUCCCUCGUGAGCAGAUUCUUGGUCUUGAAGCUCGAAGCAAAGUGCCAAACGAGUUUGUGGUUCAGCGUGAUGAGAAUGCCAAUCCCCCAACCCUGUUUCUGGCUUUGCAUCAGCUUUUGGCAAAGGAGGAUGUAACAUCAGAAGACCUGCAAUACUUGCGCCGUGCAUAUCCUCGUCUUAAGACCUGGUACAAUUGGUUUAAUGUGACCCAAGCUGGACGUCUUCCAAACACAUACCGGUGGAGAGGAAGAGACAAAGACCCCUUUCGUUUCCUGAAUCCAAAGACACUGACGUCCGGUUUGGAUGACUAUCCACGGGCAUCCCAUCCGUCAGAGGAUGAACGACACGUUGAUCUGUUCUGCUGGAUGGCUUUAGCUUCUGAAGUGAUGGCAAAUAUCUCUGAGCUGUUGGGAGAAGAUGGGGUAGAGUAUCAUGAGUCACAGCGUAUACUUACAGACAACACUCUGCUGGACCGUCUCCACUGGGCUGAGAAACUUGGGUCUUAUGCAGAUUAUGGCAACCACACAAAGAAUGUAGCACUUGAGUGGGAAAGGUUAAGUCCUCUUCCUGGGCAGGACCCCCACAGACUUCCACCACCAAAGCUUGUUAGGGUUGUAAAGAAGCCCCCUAGGCUACAGUUUGUAGACUCCCUCGGCUAUGUAUCUCUGUUUCCCUUUUUCCUUCAGAUUUUAACUCCCGAUUCUCCCAAGCUUGGGCAGCUGCUUGCCCAUUUGCGAGAUGCUGAUAAGCUGUGGACACCCUAUGGUCUCCGCUCAUUGUCAAAGAGCAGCCCUCUCUACAUGAAGCGCAACACUGAGCAUGAUGCCCCCUACUGGCGGGGCCCUAUCUGGAUUAAUAUGAACUAUUUGGCAGUUAGAGCCUUGCACAAGUAUUCCCACACGGAAGGACCGCAUCGUCAUCAGGCUGCCCUUUUAUAUAGGGAGCUGCGGGAGAACUUGCUUAGCAACCUGUACAGACAGUACAAAGAUACAGGCUUUUUGUGGGAGCAAUACAAUGACAAGACUGGCUGGGGUCAGGGAAGCUUCCCAUUUACAGGGUGGUCAUCUUUGGUAGUGCUGAUGAUGGCAGAGGAAUACUAAAUGUUAAUGCAGAGCACGGUACUGAACACUACCACCAACACAAAGAGUUCAGGGAAUGUGUGGGAGUCUGCCUGAGCUCUGCUGUUAGACGAUAUAUUGUUACUUAAUCCAUAUGAUGAAACCUUCACUGGUUCUAUUGGUGGACCUGUAACAUAAUUUAUUUUAUGGGUGGGAUCUGUGUAACUGGUUGGAUGAAUAAGAUCUGUGAUGUCACUGGUUGCAUGGAGGGGAGUUAUGAUGUUACCAGCUGUACUGACAGGUCACAAGCUAUGUCCCACCACCCAUCCCACCUUGGGCAAGCCACAUGCAUGAGAAACUGUGCGAGGAAUUCAAUCUGACACUUGCAGUGAAUGGAGUUUUAUACGGUGUGAUGUUUAAACCUGAUGCAAAUAAUGACCGUUACAAGGGCAAGUGCUAAAUCUAACUUAACUGCUUCCCUGCCAUGUAGGGGCCAUACUGUGCUAACCUGCCCAGCACACCACUUAUUAACUGGUGAUCCCUGGACUUUUAAAGAAAUCUGUGGAGAAAUAAAAUACAUCCUGUAUA